Messenger RNA from Symbiodinium natans, 1992 nucleotides. Lineage: Eukaryota; Dinophyceae; Suessiales; Symbiodiniaceae. The record is from the annotation of a GenBank genome assembly.
AUGGCCGUUCGCUUUUCUUCCCGAAAUGUGGGGCUGCACGUGGAGGUGUCGGAGAUGGAGGCUGCAACCAGGAGCCUUGUCCGCUGGCAAGGCGGCCCCAACAAGGACUCCAAACAGGAAGCCUUCGAGCUUUACCCAGACCGUGGCUUCGACGAAGCUUUGGGCUUGUACCGGCACAAGCCUCCAUGGACGGCGCCAGCACCAGUAUCGCAGCUCUCGCAACUACCUGGAGAGACCCUUUUCGCGCUCGCUCGGACAGGGACCUCGAUUGUGGUUCUUUGUCCGCUAGCAAAUCUGGCCAAGGGCGUCGUUGCAUCUUUGCGAGGCAGCCAACGUGGUCUCGAUGACUUUGAAGUUGUUAUUCGCAGUGAGGGCGAUGCAACAGAGGCAGCUGUGCUAUUGAUCCUGGAAUGCGUGGACAUGGGUGCCGCCGCUGCAGCACGCCUAGCAGCGCAGGAGGUCGCACAGACUCUGCGCUCCGAAGGGUGGCCCUUUCAGCUGCGAGCCGAGAAGCCGCUGCCGGAGCUCUUUGCCCGCUGGGGUUGGUGCUCCUGGGAUGCGCACGGCGUCGCGGUCAAAGCCGAGCAUUUGGAGGCCAUGGCAGCAAAGCACUGCCCUCCCUGGCUGGUUCUCGACGAUGGCUGGCAGGAGGAUGUGAAUCCAGCAGAGUGGCGGCAAUGGCUGCAUACCCCGCAGACUCGACGGCUGGCGCGUCCAGGCUUCGGGUCGCUUCAGGAUCUCGUCGGAACCCUCAGACGUUCUGGCUCAUCUUUGCUCGUUUGGCACACGUUGCUGGGCUACUGGGGAGGUGUGGCUGAUGGCCAGGGCUUUGCAGUCGCACGCCGACGGCCGGUCUGGCCGUCUGGGCUUCAGGAAGGCUGCCCGGGAGAAGUGGACGUUUGGGACGGAGACUUCUGUGCCCUUGAGAUGGAGGACGAAGAACGAUUCUACGAGGACUUUUACACCGCUCUUGCGGACGCAGGGGUUGCCGGAGUGAAGUGUGAUGGGCAGUUCCUUCCAGAGGUUCUAGUCGGCGCCCAGCGUGCUGCAAAGCUGGCCCAGACGCAGGCCGCUGCCGCUGCGCGUAUGGGGGGCCGUGUCAUCAGUUGCAUGGCAAUGACGCUUCCUUGUGUCCAUGGAGGGUCUGCUGUGCUUACCCGCGUCUCCGACGAUCACGCCUACCCGGGUGUUCCUGAGGAUGCAAGGUCAGUUGCUCGUCACAUCUGGCACUGUGCCGCCAAUUCGCUGUGGCUUUCGCCCUUCGUGCACUGCGACUGGGAUAUGUUGAAAACGGGGGAGUGGCACUCGGGCAUCCACGCGGCGGCGCGCGCUGUGGCGGGCUGCCUGGUUUACGUCAGCGAUCCUGCAGAGAGUUUCGACCCCGAGGUGUUGCGUCCGCUCCUCCUUCCAGAUGGCACUGGGCUCGUGGUCCCUUGCCAGUCUUCGGCCGUUCCCAUCGAGCGCCACGUCUUUCUGGACCCGCUGAGCAGGGCAGAGCUCGUGUGGCUCCGAAACGAGACCAAGGGUGGGCACAUUGCUGCGGCUUUCGGUCUGUGCGACACACAGGGGGAGAUCAUGAGCUCCACCUUGUAUCCAGCCGAUGUGGAUGAGGAGCCGGGCAGCCAUGCCUGCCUUCAAGUAGAUCCUCGUGGACUGGGACAUGCUGGGGAAUUUACUGCGAAAGGCUGGGAUGUGCAGCUGCAUUUCAUGGGUUUCAUGGUGCUUGCUCUCGCACCCAUCCUCUCGCUCUUCGGUCAACGGCUAGCUGUGUUUGGGCUUGCGGGAAUCUGGAAUCCCACUGGAACACUUGCCGAACCACCCUCUGCUGGCAGUGAUGGACUCAACGUCCGCUUGCUGUCGGCUGGACGGCUGCUGCUCUGGAGCGAAGGCGCACUGUCUUUGCUGAGUGCUGCUGGACCAGUGAUGCUGCAGCCUGGGUUAAACAGUCUUGAUGUGUCAGACACGCACAUCGUCUUAACAACCGGGGUGUGA